Molecule: messenger RNA, 705 nt
Organism: Lodderomyces beijingensis
Lineage: Eukaryota; Fungi; Ascomycota; Pichiomycetes; Serinales; Debaryomycetaceae
Source: the annotation of a GenBank genome assembly
AUGAUACAUCUGAAUCCCAUCAUACACCCCAACAAACAAAACCACAGAUUCAAAUUCGAAACAUUUCUACGGAAUGAAUACAACUUUGGACUCGAUCCCGAUAGACCAGUAUGCCCCUUCUACAACCCACAAUUCCCCACCACUUCAUGCCCCAACGGCUCGAACUGCCCGCACAAGCACGUCUCACAAAUGUACAAGAACAAGCUAGUCUGCAAGCAUUGGCUACGAGGACUCUGCAAGAAGGGAGACAAUUGCGAGUUUCUCCACGAGUAUAACUUGCGCAAGAUGCCCGAAUGUCUCUUCUUUUCCAAGAAUGGCUACUGUACUCAGACCCCCGAGUGUCUUUAUCUUCAUGUUGAUCCGCAGUCCAAGAUCCCCGAAUGUAUGAAUUACAACGCGGGCUUUUGUGCCGAGGGCCCCAAUUGCAAGAACCGGCAUGUGCGAAAAGUGUUUUGUCCCUAUUAUUUAGCUGGUUUUUGUCCCAAGGGUGCAUCCGAGUGUGACUUUGCCCAUCCGAAAUUCAAUCAUCAGAAUUUGUACUUGAGGAUCAAGCCUGACCCUACUCGAGUGGUGGAAGCUGCCAAUGGAGCAGCGACCGAAACUGCUACCGAAGCAGCUGCCGAAGCAGCUAAUGAGGCUGCUAAAAAAACUGCUGAUGAACCUGCCGUGGAAACUAGUGCUAUGCAAGAAAUAGUCGCAGCUUAG